GAGUGACAUCAUGAUCUCCAAACUACACUUGGUGGAUCUUACUGGAUCUGAGAGACAGAAAAAACUAAAUCAGAGGGCGAUCGCCUAAAGGAGGGGAUCAGCAUUAAUCGUGGACUGCUGUGUCUUGGAAACGUGAUCAGCGCGCUUGGUGAUGAAAGCAAGAAGGGAACUUUCGUAUCAUACAGAGACUCUAAGCUGACGCGUCUUCUCCAGGACUCUCUCGGAGGAAACAGUCACACGUUAAUGAUUGCGCGCGUCAGCCCAGCGGACUCCAACAUUGAGGAAACGAUCAAUACGUUGCGAUACGCUGAUCGUGCCCGUGAAAUCAAAAAUAAACCCAUUUUGAAUGUUGAUCCACGUGCAGCGGAAAUGAAGCGACUCAAACAGCAGGUUCAAGAUCCCCAAGGAGGCAAGAUGGCGCCGUUGUGGUUGGCAUGCCGUCUAUCGCACUACACUAGAGAUGGGUAUAAACGGAGGUCGGAGCCAGCUGCAAAUGGAAAACAAAGAAGAAAACCGCGUUCACAUGUCAGCGUGCAGUUGAAAAGAAGGGAUUAUGGAUUCUGAAGACCAUAAUAAGGUUCACUUAUCAGUGAAAGAUGUGCAGGACACUCUUGAGGCAUACCAGUGCACAAAAUUUCACUGUCCGCUUUGUCCUAAGGACAAUAUAAAAUUUGAUGAGAACUUCCAGGCAACAGGCCACCUUCAGUCCCAUUUAUCUUGGUUGGUAGUACAUGGGUGUUUCAAAAUCUAUAAAUGCCACCUCUUGUGUCGCAAAACAUAAAAAGGGAGUUUUCAGUAUGCCAGUGAGUGAGGUACCUGAUCAAACCGAGUAUACUGGGGAAGUUAAUCUGAGAGACUUCUGGGAGUCUCUGUCUUUGAAUAUUAUUUCCCUUGAGUUUGUAAAGGUUGGGGAGGAGAAUCCAUUUGUUGUCAAGCCGACCUUUGGUUUUUGGGCACCGUGGAUUGGACCAGAAACUCGAAAAUCUGAUGUGGUUUUAAACGCAGAGUGGGAAAAAAGUACACCGCCCAGCAAAAACAAAAGAGCAGACAGAGCUAGACAUCACUGAAGACAGACUUCUCGAGGAAGUCAUGAAAAUGAAGGUUGAUGAUGUCAAGAAACUGUGCAAAGCUUGUGGGGUGGAUCCCUGUGGUUUAAAAACAGACCUUAUCCUCAGGCUUCAUAAUGAGAUUAGGAGGAUCAGCAUUAAUCGUGUACUGCUGUGUCUUGGAAACGUGAUCAGCGCGCUUGGUGAUGAAAGCAAGAAGGGAACUUUCGUACCGUACAGAGACUCUAAGCUGACGCGUCUUCUCCAGGACUCUCUCGGAGGAAACAGUCACACGUUAAUGAUUGCGUGCAUCAGCCCAGCGGACUUCAACAUUGAGGAAACGAUCAAUACGUUGCGAUACGCUGAUCGUGCCCGUGAAAUCAAAAAUAAACCCAUUUUAAAUGUUGACCCACGUGCAGCGGAAAUUAAGCGACUAAAAAACAGCAGGUUCAAGAUCCUCAAGGAGGCAAGAUGGCGCCGUUGUGGUUGGCAUGCCGUCUAUCGCUCAGCAUAGUCCUGAGUUUGUUUGUUCUAAGCUCAUUUAUGAAGUGUUUAACACAGUGUGCUUUACCAGUUUUAACAUAUGACCGAUGUACUCUUUUAAAGUUGGAAGAAAUUUCUUAUAAACAACUCAUCAGUUUUCAUGGUGCUCCACCUCCCUUUCUGAAGUCAAUUCCGGAUUGUAUUCGCCGCUGGCCUUGCACCCUGCAGGGCAGAAAGUGAAAGAGACAACGUGGACGACGGGGUGGCUUAGCUGUUAAGCUAAAAUGCUACAUGCGAUUCCACCGGGAGUCCCGUUCUUCCCCGGGGAGCUUUAUAAAGGACUUCGGGAAAUGCUACCCGCGCUGGCGUUCCCCGGAGCCAGUGCAUGGUUGGAUUGUUCCCGUGUUUCCCACCUCCAGGAGUUUCCCAGCUCCUGGUUCUUUGCGCGUCUCGCCCCACGUGGGGAGGAGUGUGUCCGGGGAACCUUCGGCUGCUGCCUCGGGCGAAACAACCUGCGGCCUCUCCUGAACUUCCAGCGCUGCUCAGAAUGGCUUUGAUUAACGCCACGUCGGUAGUAAACAAGACUUUCAUUAUAAAUGACUUUUUCUCUGCUCGCCACCUAGACCUUCUCUUUUUGACUGAAACAUGGAUUACUCCGGGGGAUAUUAGCGCUUUUUCUGAAAUGGUUCCGUCAAACUCUCUGUUUUUAAAUUCACCGCGUACAACGGGGCGAGGUGGUGGCCUGGCCUCUAAAGACAUUUUUUCCUGCCGUCCCGUAGUUUCAAAGGAAUACCAAAGCUUUGAGCUACAGUUGUUUACUCUGGAGCUAUGCGACCCUGUUGUGUUUGCACUGAUUUAUCGUCCCCCAAAACCUAAUUUGAAUUUUCUGAAGGAUUUUGCUGAUUUUUGGGAGAUUUCAUUGCAAAAUAUGACAAACUAAUGAUUGUUGGGGACUUUAAUGUUCAUGUCUGCUGUGCAGCAGAUUCCUUAGCAAAGGAUUUUAUCAAUCUGCUAAAUGCAUUUGAUCUGACGCUUCAGAUCAAUGUACCCACUCAUCAGCAUGGCCAUACACUGGAUUUAGUGCUUACUUACGGCUGCUCUCUGAAUGAACUAGAGGUGUGUGAAAAUAGUUUCUCCGACCACAAGACUAUUAUGUUUACGUUUCCAUCUUUUAACAAAACUGUUACGCUGUUGUAUCCGGCUCGCCAGUCUCGGCUUAUCACAUCAGCUACCAGAGAAGCUUUUCGCUCAGCCUUUAGUGAAGGUUUGCUACAAAGUGACGUUCCAAACACCGAUUCAAGUGCUGAAGAACUACUUCACAUGCUCUAGACCAAGUGGCACCUUUAAAGACUCAUCGCCAUAAACCGUAAUCUGAGCCUUGGCUUAAUGACACAACUCGCACUUUUAGGCGUAUUUGCAGAAGAUUUGAACAAAAAUGGAGGAAGGACAGACUUCAGGUUUCAAUGCAAAUGUUCAGAGACUCACUAACUCAAUAUCAGAAAGCAGUGAAAACGGCAAGAUCAAUUUAUUUCACUGACAUUAUAAACAAGAACUGUCAUAAACCGAAAACCUUGUUUAAUGUUAUAAAUUCCACCAUCAACCCCUCCACUGGUCCUGAUAUAGAAGUGUCAUUAGUUUCCUGUGAAGACUUCCUCUGUUUCUUUGUACAAAAGACACAUGAUCUAAGAAUGGGGCUAAACCCAGUUUCAUCUGACCCUUCAACUCG
Messenger RNA from Paramisgurnus dabryanus, 3255 nucleotides. Its product is annotated as chromosome-associated kinesin KIF4-like. NCBI's taxonomy places the organism in Eukaryota, Metazoa, Chordata, Actinopteri, Cypriniformes, Cobitidae. Gene Ontology annotation, molecular function: microtubule motor activity; microtubule binding; ATP binding. Gene Ontology annotation, biological process: mitotic spindle organization; microtubule-based movement; spindle elongation. Gene Ontology annotation, cellular component: microtubule associated complex. The record is from RefSeq and is a predicted model, not a curated record.